UUCACAAGAAGAUAAACAGACAGUCCUGACCCCCAGGUCAGUUCAUACACACAUAAGGAAGAGAACACUUUAAACAGACUGAAUGUGAACUAAAGUAAUAACAAAAUGAUAAUACCGAAAAUUCUCUAACACUGUCGCAUGGGAGCAGGCAUAGCGGUGAUGUUCAAGAAGAAAUUUGGUCGAGUCUCAGAGUUAAAGGAGCAGAAGAAGCUGCCGGGGCAGUGUGCUGUCCUGACACAUGAUCAACGUUUCAUCUAUUGUCUGAUCACGAAGAAAAAAGGCAACCAGAAACCCACAUAUGUCAGCCUAAGACAGAGUCUGGAAGACAUGAAAUCUCACUGCUUAGAAAAUGGUGUCAGUAGGAUAUCAAUACCCCUAAUUGGAUGUGGCCUGGACCAGCUGUAA
Messenger RNA from Gambusia affinis (western mosquitofish), 405 nucleotides. RefSeq names its product ADP-ribose glycohydrolase OARD1-like. Lineage: Eukaryota; Metazoa; Chordata; Actinopteri; Cyprinodontiformes; Poeciliidae. The coding region runs from base 139 to 405 and encodes 88 amino acids. The record is from RefSeq and is a predicted model, not a curated record. Gene Ontology annotation, biological process: peptidyl-glutamate ADP-deribosylation. The transcript has 4 exons.